AUGACCCACUGCGCUUCGGCAGCAAAAGCGGCGACCGGCGCGGUCAGGAGGCUGCCUAACGAGGAACCACAAGAGCCUAGACAAACAGAAGAAGAAAGAAGGCAUUCACCUGUAGAACUUGCAGAAACGAAUGAUGAAACAAGGGACGACGAGGGAAAUCGACUUGGAAGAGAUUACCAGGAGCUACCCAGACUCGUUGACGACGACGAUAUGCUGGAACUGAUCGACGAAUUUUAUGAAGAGUAG
Molecule: messenger RNA, 246 nt
Organism: Cylicocyclus nassatus
Lineage: Eukaryota; Metazoa; Nematoda; Chromadorea; Rhabditida; Strongylidae
Source: the annotation of a GenBank genome assembly